CUAACCGUCUCUCUUCCCUCAUACUUGAUCAUAUUUCAUGAAGUCCUUUGGGUGUUACACAUCAGCUGUUCCACUGUAUUUUAUGGUCGUGCUGCCGUGAGACAGUUGGAAAGUCUCGACCCGUUCAUCCGCUGCCGUUCACCCGCACAAUGACCUACCGGCGGACCUACGGGAGUCAGACGGUUACCGUGUUUUUGAUCGCUCUUCACGUCUUGUCAAUUACAAUAUGCUUCGGUGAAGAUGUGCGCUCCUCCAACAAGACCACUGAAGGGAGACCACUUACGACAACCAAUCAGCAGAGGUCUACCGCCAAGCUGAAACACUACGGGACAACUGUACCUCUCCUAUUGGUCGGAGAAGAAUGGAGACCAGUCACUCUGCUCCAAUCACAGGGCCAUCCUGCGUCUCUGAAGGUGCUGAUAGAAACAGAGGAGGAACAGCUGCUCCUGAUUCUGGAGAAAAACCAUGGUCUGUUUGCCAGUCACUACACAGAAACACACUACCUGAAAGAUGGCAGCGCGGUCACCGGCUCUCACAACCUCACGACGAACUGCUAUUACCAUGGAAUGGUGCAGGGACACAUCUAUUCUGACGUCACCCUCAGUACCUGCUCAGGUCUCAGUGGCUUCAUCUCACUAGAAAACAGAUCCUACGUGUUGGAGCCGUCAACUGAUCCCUCCAGUGGAUCCCACAGGAUCUACCGGUCAGAACAGCUCAACCUCACACCUGGCUCGUGUGGCCAUGGCUUCAACAUAUCACUGGUUCAUGGAGACACCCAGAACAGCCAAUCAGACAGCCCCUUCGGAGCCUUCAGCACAGGUAAAUGA
Oncorhynchus gorbuscha (pink salmon) is the source of this 827-nucleotide messenger RNA. Its product is annotated as disintegrin and metalloproteinase domain-containing protein 12-like. The record is from RefSeq and is a predicted model, not a curated record. NCBI's taxonomy places the organism in Eukaryota, Metazoa, Chordata, Actinopteri, Salmoniformes, Salmonidae. The coding region runs from base 150 to 827 and encodes 225 amino acids. The transcript has 7 exons.